This is a messenger RNA of Pisolithus orientalis, 294 nucleotides long. RefSeq lists its product as uncharacterized. Lineage: Eukaryota; Fungi; Basidiomycota; Agaricomycetes; Boletales; Pisolithaceae. The transcript is spliced from 2 exons. The annotation marks the transcript as partial. The record is from RefSeq and is a predicted model, not a curated record.
AGACUCCACAAAGCAGAUUUCAUCAAGCUCUAUUAUUUCACAAACAAAGGCCUAUGUGAUGCAGAGCUGACCAUCUGCUCAACAGAUGAUGACACCCUAACCCUCCUCCAGACAGGAGAAGGCCUGCACUCCUUUGUACCUCCUAGCAUGGUCACCAAAGAUGAAGACCUUACAUGGGAAGAAUUCUCAGAAGCCACACACAGACUAGCCAAUGCUAUGAAAGAGAACAACUGGGAGGCUGACAACAUCAGCAAUCAUGUCAAAUUCUGGCUGGUGCUUGAGAACCAUCCCUAG